Nelumbo nucifera (sacred lotus) is the source of this 1953-nucleotide messenger RNA. RefSeq names its product Pentatricopeptide repeat (PPR) superfamily protein. Gene Ontology annotation, molecular function: protein binding. NCBI's taxonomy places the organism in Eukaryota, Viridiplantae, Streptophyta, Magnoliopsida, Proteales, Nelumbonaceae. The record is from RefSeq and is a predicted model, not a curated record.
GAGCUUAUGAAACUCGGUUCUUUUGCCUUGGGGCUUGGAUGCUCCUUUUUCAUUCCAAACAAACUCUAAUGGGAGCGAACCCUAUUAGUUUACAGGAAAAGGACUUCUAAGUUUAAUGGGUAUCAGUUAAUUCCGUAAGAUUUCAUUGCUAAAUCGGUCGGUCGAUUACCAAACUGCAAAGCAACAACGAAUGCAUUCAAAGGAGAAUGAUUCCCAGACACUCUUCCUUUCAAUGCCCACCAAGGUACGUUCUUUCAAUCUUAAGUUCUUAUCUCAGUUCCAGUUCAUCAAACUUUUCUUCAUUCAUCUCUCGGUCCUUCUGCUCUGAAACCUCGGCCGACGGUGAAGACGUGGACAGAGUGUUCGGUAUUGUCAAUAACGCUUCUUCAAGUCAGAACUUGAAGGAGUCUCUGAAAGCGACUGGGAUCUUUCUGUCCAGUGGUUUGAUUGAUAAGGUCCUGAAAAGGAUCAGAUUCAGCCAUGGAAAUCCCUUGCAAGCUUUGGAAUUCUUCAAUUAUACUGCAAAAAGAAGUGGGUUCUACCACACUGCAUUUUCAUACGAUACUAUGCUUUAUAUCUUGGGGAGAAGCCGGGAAUUCGAUAAAAUAUGGGAGGUUUUAGUCGAAAUGCGUCGGAAAGAUCGUUCUUUGAUAACAUCUCGUACUGUUCAGAUAGUUCUGGCCCGAAUUGCUAAGGUUUGUUCGGUUCGCCAGACCGUUGAGAGCUUUAAGAAGUUCAAAAAGCUUGUUCCUGAAUUUGAUACCAAUUGUUUUAAUGCGUUGUUGAGGACAUUGUGUCAAGAGAAGAGCAUGACGGAUGCACGAAACGUGUAUCACAGUCUCAAACACGAUUUCCGGCCAAACUUGCAGACAUUUAAUAUACUCCUUUCAGGGUGGAAAUCAUCAGAAGAAGCUGAAAGUUUCUUUGAGGAGAUGAAGCAAAUGGGUGUUAGGCCUGAUCUUGUCUCGUAUAACUGUUUGGUUGAUGUUUACUGUAAGGAUAGACAAAUGGAGAAAGCAUAUAGAGUGGUUGAUAAGAUGAGGGACGAAAACAUUUCCCCAGAUGUCAUCACAUAUACGAGUUUAAUUGGGGGGUUGGGAUUAGUUGGUCAUCCUGAUAAAGCUACGUAUAUUUUGAAGGAGAUGAAGGAGUAUGGUUGUUACCCUGAUGUUGCAGCAUAUAAUGCUGCUAUAAGGAACUUCUGCAUUGCAAAGAGGCUUGGGGAUGCCUACAAGCUGAUGGAUGAAAUGGUUGGUAAAGGAUUGAAUCCGAAUGCAACAACUUACAACUUGUUCUUUCGAUGUUAUUAUUGGUCAAAUGACUUAAGAAGCUCAUGGAAUUUGUAUCAGAGAAUGAUGGAGAGUGGAUGCUUUCCAAACACACAGUCAUGUAUGUUUCUAAUCAAAUUGUUUCGAAGGCAGGAGAAGGUGGAUAUGGCUCUUGAGCUGUGGAAUGACAUGGUGGAGAAGGGCUUUGGGUCAUAUACUUUGGUGUCAGAUGUAUUGUUUGGUUUGCUUUGUGAUAUGGGGAAGUUGGAAGAAGCUGAGAAAUGCUUCUUGCAGAUGGUUGCAAAGGGACAGAAGCCAAGCAAUGUUUCCUUUAGGAGGAUCAAAGUGCUCAUGGAAUUGGCUAACAGGCACCAAGCCCUUUCAAAUUUGUCAGAGAAGAUGGCAGCGUUUGGACCCACUGAAACAACAUCCAGACCCACUGUUGUAAUUGAAUCAGAUUAUUAUAAUAUAUAAUUGUUCAGAAUGACCCUGUAUGAGCAUGCUUCAAGCAUUUGCUGAUUUAACUUCUCCGUGCUUUUCAUUUUUGGGUAGAAGAGAGACUCAAAAAGUGAAACAUUUCCUAAACCAUCUGAACCAUAUAACAAUAUCUUUUAAAAUGUAGAAUGGUAGUCACUAGAUUGACAUUCUUGCUAAUUGACUAGUUGAAAUUUUUUUCUUGCUGAUA